UUAAGAAAGUAUUGAGUAAAUCUUGAGAAAGUACCACUGAAGUAAGGAGAUUACACUUCCCAUUUUCGUUUCACGAUGAAUUAAUUUCUAGGUCAAAUUUCACAUAUCCGAUACUCAGGUGUUAGGGUUUUUCUUCCUUCUCCCUUUACUCGUCCUUUUCACUCUUUUAUUCUUCGCGCAAUUCUCACCCCUCUUCAAUCGCACCACCAUCACUCACGCCGCUCUUCACCCACACCUCACGGUGGUAACCACCCCAGAGCUCAGGCGUUUCUUUGCAGAGAAGUGGUUAGGCAUAACAGACAGCAAGAUGGGAACAAAGGCAAAGAAAGCUAUGAAGAACAUGAAAAAGGCUUCCUCUAACAAGCCAUCUCAGGGUGCUGAUUUUUUGCCCUUGGAAGGUGGUCCAGCUCGCAAGCUCGCAGAACAGAAGCCACCGGAAAAUACGGCCACAGUAUUGUAUAUAUCCAGGAUUCCGCAUGGAUUCUAUGAGAAGGAGAUGGAAGGUUAUUUUGGGCAAUUUGGAACCAUCAAGCGGUUGAGAGUUGCGAGAAAUAAAAAGACAGGAAAAUCGAGACAUUUUGGGUAUAUAGAAUUUGAAUCUCCUGAGGUAGCGAAAAUUGUAGCUGAUACUAUGCACAAUUAUCUCCUUUUUGAGCACCUUCUCCAAGUUCAUGUUGUACCUCCGGAGCAUGUUCAUUCAAGAUUGUGGAAAGGAUUCAGUUAUCGUCACAAGCCAUUGGAUUAUGUCCAAAUUGAACGGAAGCGUCAUGACAAGGUAAGAACCUUAGAAGAGCACAAAAAAUUGGUGGAGAGGAUUGUAAGACAUGACCAAAAACGGCGGAAAAGGAUAGAGGCUGCUGGCAUUGAUUACGAAUGCCCUGAGAUUAUGGGUAACAUCCAGCCUGCUCCAAAGAAAAUAAAGUUUGAUGACUGAGUGGGUAACCUGACUCAUCUUCAAAAGAUGUUUUUUCUGUAUACCCUGAGAAUAGAGUGCUGAACCACCAUGUCACGAGUGUUCACAACACUAGAGUCUGCUGGUUUAGGAUUUUUAGUAUUAUUAUUUUUUGCUGCUUUGGUGAAACCUUGUAUCCCUCAAAUAUUUACUGGAAGCAUGGUCCAUUUUAUAUAUUCAUCAACUUUUGAAGCAAUUGAUCAGCUUCAAGGCUCAUUCCUGUUUUA
Molecule: messenger RNA, 1179 nt
Organism: Vigna unguiculata (cowpea)
Lineage: Eukaryota; Viridiplantae; Streptophyta; Magnoliopsida; Fabales; Fabaceae
Product: putative RNA-binding protein C1827.05c
Molecular function (GO): RNA binding
Source: RefSeq, a predicted model, not a curated record